Molecule: messenger RNA, 848 nt
Organism: Cebus imitator (Panamanian white-faced capuchin)
Lineage: Eukaryota; Metazoa; Chordata; Mammalia; Primates; Cebidae
Gene: PTH
Product: parathyroid hormone
Exons: 3
Coding region: 141-488 (115 amino acids)
Biological process (GO): cell-cell signaling; intracellular calcium ion homeostasis
Cellular component (GO): extracellular region
Molecular function (GO): hormone activity; parathyroid hormone receptor binding
Source: RefSeq, a predicted model, not a curated record
GGUAUCCAAUUAUCCGAAACUUAAGAAAAGUGUGCACCGCCCAAUGGGUGUGCACAUUGGGCUGCUCUGAACCUAUAGUUGAGACCCAGUGUAUUGGGAGUGACAUCACCUGUAACAAUAAAAGAGCCUCUCUUUUGAAGAUGAUACCUGCAAAAGACAUGGCUAAAGUAAUGAUUGUCAUGUUGGCAAUUUGUUUUCUUACAAAAUCGGAUGGGAAAUCUGUUAAGAGGAGAUCUGUGAGUGAAAUACAGCUUAUGCACAACCUGGCAAAACAUCUGAACUCGAUGGAGAGAGUAGAAUGGCUGCGUAAGAAACUGCAGGAUGUGCACAAUUUUGUUGCCCUUGGAACUCCUCUAGUUCCCAGAGAUGCUGGUUCUGAAAGGCCCAGAAGAAAGGAAGACAAUGUCCUGGUUGAGAGCCAUGAAAAAAGUCUUGGAGAGGCAGACAAAGCUGAUGUGGAUGUAUUAACUAAAGCUAAAUCCCAGUGAAAAGGAAAACAAAUAUGGCCAGAGUUCUGCUCUAGACAGUGUAGGGCAACAGUACUCCAUGCUGCUAGUUUUUCAAAGCUCUAUUAAGAUUUCCAAGUGCCAAUAUUUCCGACACACCAAACAACAUGUAAUCCAUCACUAGCCAUGAUAGCUGCAAAUUAAAUUGAUUAUUUUGCUUCUACUUUUAUUCAUUUAAGAGCUCUUUUAAUAUUUUCUAUUGUUUAUUCUUUUUGAAGUAUGUUGUUGCAUAAUUUAUAAAAGAAUGAAAUUGCACUUUUAAGCUUCUCUUCUACCUUAAAAUGUAAAACAAAAAUUUAAUGAUCAUAAGUCUAAAUAAAUGAAGUAUUUCUCACUCAUUGC